Messenger RNA from Vicia villosa (hairy vetch), 407 nucleotides. RefSeq lists its product as uncharacterized. Gene Ontology annotation, biological process: proteolysis. The transcript is spliced from 4 exons. Bases 28 to 366 code for a protein of 112 amino acids. Gene Ontology annotation, molecular function: cysteine-type peptidase activity. The record is from RefSeq and is a predicted model, not a curated record. NCBI's taxonomy places the organism in Eukaryota, Viridiplantae, Streptophyta, Magnoliopsida, Fabales, Fabaceae.
UACAGAGAUCAUUGGCAAUUAAUAGUCAUGUGUCCAAGAGACAAUAUUGUGGUUGUAUUUUGUUCACUUCAUCAUGGUAUUGAUAAAGACACGAAGAAAAUUGUUUCGACUGCUUUUGAGGUUCAUCAAUUUGCAAAUUAUGGCAAUAGAAAAAAGGCUACAUGGCAUAGACCCAAUACAAGGAAACAACAUAACUCUAAUGAUUGUGGAUACUAUGUGAUGAAAAAUAUGUUGGACAUUGUCUCUGCAAAUAUAACUGGAUCUUGGAUGCAGGUAUUUGAUGAUCCUACAGAAUUAACACAAGAAGAUUUGUAUGAUUUGCGACUCCGUUGGGCAAAAUGUUUCUUUGAGUUAUAUAAAGGAUAACUUUAUGUUUAGUGUUUUUAUUUUGUAGUAGAAAAUGUGUG